AUGGGAGAAGAAUAUAAACUCGAAGUACUAGGGGACCAUGGAAAAAUCAUACUUAACAUUGGAAAAGAAAAUGAAAGGACAGUCUACUUCAUAAUGCAAUGUAAAAUGACAAAAGAAGCACCACACGACGAAAUAAUGAAAUUACAAGGAGCAAUAGGAAGCCGACAGAAUACGAUAGGGAUAUACGUAUACGGAGGAAAAAUAAAUGAAGAAAAAACAGAACCACUGAUAAAAACAUCAGAAAGUAUCGAAAACGACAAUAUGCGCAGAAAACUUAGAAAACGGAAAAGACCAACUCAGAAAAUGGCAGAAACAGACUCAGAAAGUCAAGAAUCAGAAAUAAAAUACGACAAUAAGAGACGAGAAAGCUCUAACUAUAUUUUCAAAAAUUCAAGCGAAGAAGAAACAAGUGAAGAAGAAAUAAUAUUCACAAAAUCAAAACUAAAAGAAGUCUUGGAAAAAUUAGAAGACCGACUUAAGAAAAAUACUCGAAGGAAUACACAGAAAAGUAAUAGGAAAAGAAGGAAAAACAAUCACAAACUUCUUAAGAAUAAAGGACCAGAUAAUAACAAACGAAGAAUCAAAGAAUAUAAAAAAGCUAAUUGA
This is a messenger RNA of Diversispora eburnea, 606 nucleotides long. Lineage: Eukaryota; Fungi; Glomeromycota; Glomeromycetes; Diversisporales; Diversisporaceae. The record is from the annotation of a GenBank genome assembly.